GUAACAGCCAACCCUUUCCCACUGCGGUCCUGCUCCAUGCUUUGAGCCUGUGUCUUUUCGUGUCCAUAACUUGCGUUGACCACCAGGGUCUUUCCAGCUUAUCCUCACGCGUCACGAGAACCCGCCACGAUGUGUUGCAUAUUUCCUACACGUCGUCAUAAGCCUUCCGAACACCAAGUAGUAAAUAGCGAUCUCAGACAAGCCACCGCAGCUUCGUCGACUCCGAAGCGACAGCCCGCACGUCUCAUAAAACUCAAUCCGAUCGCCAGCACCAAGCCUGUGCAGACAAGAGACGCAGCUAUACCUCUACCGCCGAGAUACCGAUCGCGUGCCUCAGAUAUACCCAGGGUGCAGGAUGUGACUGACCCUGCGAUCCGGUCUUUGCUCUUUGGUCCUUUCGCUCAGAUCGAUCAUCACCAACAUUAUGGCUCUGGGUUUGGUGCAAGACCGAACGUUAUACACCACGACCCUGGCUGCGCUGGAGAUCGUGGCUGCACGCGUGGUGGAAACGAUGAUUCGACGAAUAGCGUACAUCCAAGCUCUACAUGCUCCACAAAGGAUGAUUUUGGGAGUGGUGAGCACGAUAUCUCAUCGCACGGAGGUCAUGAAGCCUUUGGGCAUGCGGGCAUGGAUACUAUUGGCUUCGGCGGUGGACAUGGUCUUGACAUAGCCGGUGGAGAUGGAGGAGGUGAUGGAGGUGGAGGAUGCGAUUAGAUGCUCUGUUCCUUUUCGCUCACGGGUGUGGUGUCACGCAUGUUCUUCACGCCGACUUACUCUUCCGGGUGUUGUUGAGGUGCGGGGGUCUUAUUUUAAGCCCCUAGCCAAUGGUUCGUGAGGCUUUCGUGUAGCAAGGCUUUGACCGGUCUUAUCAGGCAUCCAUUGACGCACGAGUGUCUUUCCGGUGAACCUCGA
Molecule: messenger RNA, 912 nt
Organism: Alternaria alternata
Lineage: Eukaryota; Fungi; Ascomycota; Dothideomycetes; Pleosporales; Pleosporaceae
Exons: 2
Coding region: 130-714 (194 amino acids)
Source: RefSeq, a predicted model, not a curated record